Messenger RNA from Prunus avium (sweet cherry), 595 nucleotides. The record is from RefSeq and is a predicted model, not a curated record. Lineage: Eukaryota; Viridiplantae; Streptophyta; Magnoliopsida; Rosales; Rosaceae.
CCCACCUUCCUCCACAAACCUCCACAACUUUGUGACAUGUCUCUCCCGUUCUUCCACUCACUCUUCCGAGCCCUCACGUCCAGGUGGCCGGUGUUUCUCUAUGCGGCCACCUGGACGCUUUUUCUGACGGUGACAGUGGCCGUGGCUUCUUUCUCUCCUGAGAUUGCGUUCGUCACAGCCAUAUCUCCCUCCUCGCCCUUCUCCAAGUCUUGUGCUGGAGAGGGGUUUGUUAGAAUACCCUUGGAUUAUCCAAGAGAGGCAAUGUGCUUCCCGGCUAACAUGGUUCGGAGGUCCAACUUGGAUUUCUUUGUGCCUACGGUGUUUGCAGCUUUGAUUGUGGCGGGUUCGGCUUUUGUGGUGCGGUCCUUGGCCUUGUGGGAGGGGACAGAGAGACGCAGAGAGGUUGAUGAUGGCUUGAUGUUGUUCUCUAGAAACUAAUAUAAAGUUUCAUGUAAUUCUUUUUUAGAUGCUUCAAUAGCUCAAUGUUUUUUACUUUAAGUGGGUUAUUUGCUUGGAUUACAUUUCAGAUUAUAUCCAUAGUUAACUUGUUGAGUUUGUGGCGAAUUUUAGUAGAAUAUUAGGCAUCCCUUCUUUA